Molecule: messenger RNA, 3105 nt
Organism: Periophthalmus magnuspinnatus
Lineage: Eukaryota; Metazoa; Chordata; Actinopteri; Gobiiformes; Gobiidae
Gene: prdm1b
Product: PR domain containing 1b, with ZNF domain
Exons: 5
Coding region: 79-1920 (613 amino acids)
Biological process (GO): cell fate commitment; regulation of transcription by RNA polymerase II
Cellular component (GO): nucleus; cytoplasm
Molecular function (GO): histone deacetylase binding; RNA polymerase II cis-regulatory region sequence-specific DNA binding; DNA-binding transcription repressor activity, RNA polymerase II-specific
Source: RefSeq, a predicted model, not a curated record
UGCACUGACACAAGGAUCAACAGAACAGAAGAGAAAGAGAAACAGAGAAACAGAGAGGAGUAAACCAGAGGAUUGUACAUGGCAGAGAUCUACAGUGGGGGGCAGCUGCAGCACUUCAUCGAUGGUUACGAUGUCCAGAGGAGUAACUGGAUGCGUUUCGUAAAUCCGGCUCGAUCCGGUUCGGAGCAGAACCUCGUCGCCUGUCAAAACGGACGUGACGUGUUCUUCUACACACUGCGCCCCCUAGAACCCAACCAGGAACUGCUCGUGUGGUACAGCCCCGAGUUUUCCCAACGCCUGUGCGGAGGCCAGCAAGACCCCAAAAACAAAUGCACUGAUGAAGACAUCGAACCAGAAAAUACCAAACAGUACCUACCUCAAAGAGUGUGGCCCCAGGACCAAACCAAAGACCAGCUCAAGGAAGAAUUCGAAGAGGAGAAAAUCGACGUUGAAAUCUUAGAACGGGACACUCCUCCGGACACUCCUGACGAUCAAGUGAUGGACUUCAGCAAAAAGGAGGAGAGAGAAGAGAGGGACGAGGAACGAGAGGUCAUACCACCCCCCAAACGAGAACAACAAGACCCCGGCCAUGUUUUGAAUCAACAAUACUUAACAGACAGCACUCCAAUCCCGCCAAGAACCUUCCCCCUACAUCUGCACGGACUCUACGGACACAGAGAGGGACUGGUCAAUUCAUAUCCCAUUUAUCCGCAGUCAAGACCUCUGCAGCCAGCUUACCAUCUACUUCCUCCAUAUGGCCCCCACUACCAACGCCUACUUCUACCUUCUUACUCCCCUCCUUUCCCUGGGAUGCUACCUUCAAGAACCCCUCUACGAUACGGCAACUAUUUAGGCACAGAUGGGCUACCGUACCCGCCGAUUGCCACACCCAAUUUGGUCACAAUGCCAUAUUCGUCCUCGCCGCAAGGAGGGUUGAAAGAGCUGACGGCAAACGUGUCGCCCCCUAGAGGUGCACCAGCGACCCCGGAGUUGUCGCCAAUCCCCAAAUCAAACUCACAGCACAUCCAGUCUCCAGAGCAGGCUUCCAUGAAUUGUGAAGAAGCGAUGAAUUUGAGCCUAGCGUCUGCCAAAUCUAACCCAGGACCGAGGAACGGACCUGGGCAUCGAUCGCUGCCGUACCCUCUUAAAAAACAAAACGGGAAAAUCAAAUAUGAAUGUAACGUCUGCAUGAAGACUUUCGGGCAGCUGUCCAAUCUCAAGGUCCAUCUCAGAGUGCACAGUGGGGAACGACCUUUCCAAUGUAACUUAUGUAAAAAGAGCUUCACUCAACUCGCCCACCUCCAAAAACAUCAUCUGGUCCAUACAGGGGAAAAACCACAUGAAUGCCAGGUUUGCCAUAAGCGUUUUAGCAGCACCAGCAACUUAAAAACCCACCUACGUCUGCAUUCUGGAGAAAAACCAUACCAAUGCAAACUGUGCAACACCAAAUUCACUCAAUACAUCCACCUGAAACUCCACCGACGCCUCCACAGUGGCAGAGAUCGCCCUUACCGCUGCCAGAUCUGCGCCAUUGCAUUUUUCCAUCGCUUCUCCCUCAAAAUCCACCAACGCAGCUGCUGUCCGGCUAGCUCAAACGCUCCGGUUAACGUUAGUGUGAAGGAGAUGGUAGAACGGUUCGACGCUAGCCAGGAAGCCGACACGCUAACCGAAACAGCAACCGCGCCACAAGUGGAGGAGGCUGUGGAAAGAUGGUUAGCUCGUACGCUAGAAGGGGAGGGCAAGGAAGACCAGAAAGAGGCUACGAUGCUAAUGAAAACGUUAGCAUCUGUGCUGAAUUCGCCAAUGGGGCAGUCCGUUGUAGCGUCAUCACACCACACACCUAUAAUGGGCUAUCAGGAGCGGGCUAGCGUCGUGCACCUCCAUAAAAGGCCAACUGUUGUAAAGACUGAAGCACAAUGAAAAAUGUAGCAUUGCUAAUGGACUUGUUGCUAGCAUUUGUUGCUAACAAACUGUCGCCAAAUAUGAAGUGGUUUCCGAUGAAGGAACACAAGUCAAGUUAACCAAAACAAGAGCGUUCCAAAGUAUAGGCCAUAGACUUAGCAUUAUUAAUAUAGAUACACAAAAACACAACAUUACAACUAGGCAUCAGAUUGACAACUGGUUUCAAGAACAAAUUGUGAUUGGCACCUGUCCAUCAUUCUCUAUAGUCCAUAGUUGAUGGUCUUGGCCAAUAUUUUUUUUUUUUUUACUUUUAACCAAAAUUGAACAACAAAAAUAUCCAAAACUGUGAAUUGUAAUGUAACUCAGGUAGUGUUUGCUUUUUGUGCUUUAAUUUAUUAUUUUUAUAUUAUUAUUAUUAAUUCAUCUUUUGCAUUAUGUAGUUUAGUUUGUUUAUUAUUAUUUUGUUGAACUCAGGACCAUCUGGUAGUGUACUGUUUGUAUUUUGUCUUUAUGGUGUUUGAAAAAUGAUAUUUAAAAUAUACUGUAUUUUAUUUAUUUAUUAAAAAAAAAAACGAACAAAACAGAAUUUCACUGCAGCAUUUGCCAAAUCGAAUUGAGUGCGUGAAUAACACGUGAAUGUUUAUAACGGUCACAUAUGGAAUGAAUGUAAUUUAUGUUUUUGGCCAUUUCUACAAGUAUUACAUAGAAUUAAUGACCUUAAAUGUGUUAACUUGAAAUUGAAUUAUGGAUUUUUCUCUAGAUUUUCACCAAUGGAACAAGUCAGAUUAUGAAAAAAAAAUGUUGAAAGAAAACAAAACACAUAUUUAUAUUUUUUUUCAAAUGAGUGAAAUUCUACUCAAAAUCAACCCCAAAUUUUCAUUCUAUUUUAAUUUAUUUCUAUUCAAAAUCACAGCUCACCCACUUGAUGAGAUAUGCACUGACAACUUCUAUGUUUUCCUUUCAUUUUUUACUUUGUAUUUAUUAAACUUUAGCUUAACCAAACUAAAGCUGCAUUACAUCUUUCUAGCUUCUUGUUAGCAUAAUUUCAUAUACAUGCUAAUAGCAACUAGCUCUCAGGAAAUAAUGGGAGCCAUUUUGAAGACUUUUGAUUUACAGUUUUGUAGAUUUUUCAAUGUUGUUUGUCCUUUUUUUUGUCAUUGUAGUUUAUUUUUUGAGAUUGUUGAGAUUGUUUAUAUGUGAGAG